AACACUACCGUAAACAAUUGGCUACUGUCGCACGGACCGUAACGUUUACUGUACAGAAGAACCAAAACUUAACAGCAACAUCGGGACAGAACCAGGAAGUUGUAAGUAAAACCAACAUAUAACGUAAUACAAACAUUCUUAUAAAUGCAGAAGACAAUGGUGUGAAUGAACGGUGCCGCGGUGGACUGAUGGACUUUAAGAGAACUGUUUUGGUGACUGGAGGAUCAGGAUUCAUUGGCUCCCACCUUGUGUGCUCACUGGUCCAAAGACACCCUGAUUGGAGAAUUAUUAACUUUGACAACCUGGAUUACUGCUGCAGCCGCAGGAGUCUGGAGAGCAUUGAAAACAGAGCCAACUACACUUUCAUCAAGGGAGACGUGUGUAGCUCCCAGCAGGUGAACCACAUCUUCAACACAGAAAACGUUGACGUCGUCUUUCACUUGGCUGCCAAAACGCACGUCGACUCAUCCUUCCGGAGCCCGUCCGACUUCCAGCACGUGAACUUCAACGGAACCAGAGUUGUGCUGGCUGCAGCCCAUCACGCCCACCACCGGCCUCAGUGCUUCAUCUACGCCAGCACGGAUGAAGUGUACGGACCCGGUCUGGAUGAGGUGUUUGAUGAGGACAGUCCAGUGAGGCCUUCAAACCCAUAUGCUGCCACAAAGGCGGCUGCUGAGUUCCUGGUCAGAUCCUACUGGGACAAAUAUAAGUUUCCUGUCAUCAUCACCAGGAGCAACAACAUCUACGGGCCACAUCAAUACAUUGAGAAGGUCAUUCCCAGGUUCCUCACCCUUUUGCACAUGAACAAGAAAUGCACCAUUCAGGGAACCCGACCAAAAUCCCGCCACUUCCUGUUUGUUGGCGAUGCGGUGAACGCCUUCCUGCUGCUUCUGGAGAAAGGAACGGUGGGAGAAGUUUACAACGUGGGGGCAGACAGUGAGAUUGCCAUCGUGCAACUGGCCAAGGAACUUGUAAAGAUGGUAAAGAGCGUGCCAGAUGCCGAGUUGAACGACUGGCUUGAGUUUGUGCCUGACAGGCCGAAGGUGGACCUCCGCUACCCUAUCACAUGUGAGAAGCUGCAGCAGCUGGGUUGGAGAGCCAAAGUGUCUUGGUCUGAUGGCAUUAGACAAACUGUCCAAUGGUAUCAGGACCACCAGGACUUCUGGUCAGACGCAGCAGAGGGUCCCAAGAGCGUUUUCAAGCCAGCUUGACUUUCUACUAAGAACUUCAUGUUUUCUCUUUCUGCCUGAUCUCAGGCUUACGUUGCCUCUACUGUACACUGCCGUUAGGCCAAAAGGCAGGAGGGCAGAGCCUCACUUGACCAAAGCAGUGUGACGUAAACAUAAAUGCACUUUGACUCCUGCUCAGGUGAUUGUGGUCUUUUCUCCAAACAGCGUACAAGUGAUCUUCGCGCUUUGAAUUUUGCGGCUUCACUAUCACCGUUUUUCAAAAAUAUCGUAAUGAAUGAAUCAUGCCGUUUGGUGGUGGUGGU
Molecule: messenger RNA, 1492 nt
Organism: Dunckerocampus dactyliophorus (ringed pipefish)
Lineage: Eukaryota; Metazoa; Chordata; Actinopteri; Syngnathiformes; Syngnathidae
Product: dTDP-D-glucose 4,6-dehydratase-like
Exons: 12
Coding region: 189-1211 (340 amino acids)
Biological process (GO): nucleotide-sugar metabolic process
Molecular function (GO): dTDP-glucose 4,6-dehydratase activity
Source: RefSeq, a predicted model, not a curated record